This is a messenger RNA of Lontra canadensis (Northern American river otter), 1306 nucleotides long. Its product is annotated as 3 beta-hydroxysteroid dehydrogenase/Delta 5-->4-isomerase. The transcript has 3 exons. Bases 29 to 1150 code for a protein of 373 amino acids. NCBI's taxonomy places the organism in Eukaryota, Metazoa, Chordata, Mammalia, Carnivora, Mustelidae. Gene Ontology annotation, molecular function: 3-beta-hydroxy-Delta5-steroid dehydrogenase (NAD+) activity. Gene Ontology annotation, biological process: steroid biosynthetic process. The record is from RefSeq and is a predicted model, not a curated record.
CAUUCCUGGAGAGUGCUUCUAUUUGACCAUGGCUGGGUGGAGCUGUCUUGUGACAGGUGCAGGAGGGUUUCUGGGUCAGAGGAUCAUUCGCUUGUUGGCAGAGGAAAAGGAGCUGCAGGAGAUCCGGGCACUGGACAAAGUCUUCAGACCAGAACAGCGGGAGGAAUUUUCUAAGCUCCAGAGCAAGACCAAUUUGAUGAUGGUGGAAGGAGACAUUCUGGAUGAGCAGUGCCUGAAGAGAGCUUGCCAGGGCAUCUCGGUUGUCAUUCACACUGCCUCUGUCAUUGACGUCAUGAAUGUCCUUCACCGAGAGACCAUCAUGAAUGUCAAUCUGAAGGGUACUCAGCUCCUGUUGGAAGCCUGUGCCCAGGCUAGCGUGCCGAUCUUCAUCUAUACCAGCACCAUUGAGGUGGCUGGCCCCAACUCCUAUAGGGAAAUCAUCCAGAAUGGCCACGAAGAAGAGCAUCACGAAUCAAGAUGGUCUGUUCCAUACCCCUACAGCAAAAAGCUUGCAGAGAAGGCGGUGCUAGCUGCUAAUGGGUGGGCCCUUAAAAAUGGUGGCACCUUGCACACCUGUGCCUUAAGGCCCAUGUAUAUAUAUGGGGAAGGAAGUGCAUUCCUUUAUGACUGUAUAUACAAGGCCCUGAGGAAUGAUGGGGUCCUGACACAUCAGAGCAAGUUCUCCAUCGCCAACCCUGUCUAUGUUGGCAAUGUGGCCUGGGCUCACAUUCUGGCCUUGAGGGCCCUAAGGGACCCCAAGAAAGCCCCAAGCGUCCAAGGACAGUUCUAUUACAUCUCUGAUGACACACCUCACCAAAGCUAUGAUGACUUCAACUACACUUUGAGCAAGGAAUGGGGCUUCUCCCUUGAUUCCAGAAUGAGCCUUCCCCUAUGUCUGAAGUACUGGCUUGCCUUCCUACUGGAAAUAGUGAGCUUUCUGCUCCGUCCAAUUUACAAAUAUCCACCCCCCUUCAACCGCCACACAGUGACAUUGUUAAAUAGUGUAUUUACCUUCUCCUAUAAGAAAGCUCAGCGGGAUCUGGGGUAUAAGCCGCUCUUCAGCUGGGAGGAAGCCAAGCAGAAAACCAUGGAGUGGAUUGGUUCCCUGGUGAAACAGCACAAAGAGACCCUAAAAACAAAGACUCACUGAUCUGGGGGUGACAAGUAGAUACAGAGGUUGUUGGGAGAUGUCUAUCGAGCUCUCUCCCUCUGGCUUCAUACAGGAAGAAACAAGGCCACAGGCCCAGGUCCUACUGUCUCCCUUUUACAAGAUGGCUGCCUUACUGUUUUCCUCCUACCACCGGAA